AUGCAUCCCUACGCUACAAACUAUCCUAUUCCAACAGCUUCGCUCUAUCAUACAUCGUUCGUUCAUCCGCUUAUGCCUUCGGUUAAUGCAAGUGUUAUGCCACCGUUUCCCUUCUUUCAUGGAUCACCUGAUCGCUUUACUGAAUUUCUUUUGGAUUCUCGUCAUCCGCGGAAACAACGUCGAUCACGUACUGCUUUUACCAGUCAGCAACUACAUGCAUUAGAGCGAUGUUUUGUUAAAACUCACUAUCCUGACGUUGUCAUGAGAGAGAAACUAGCGCUCUAUACAAAUUUACCUGAAGCUCGUGUUCAAGUUUGGUUUAAAAAUCGUCGAGCUAAGUAUCGGAAAAAGCAAAAGAUACUGGUUGAUGCUUCGAAAAAACGAUCAACAAACGUAGCUGAUGUUCAAACAAGUGACGAUGACGACGACGAAGACGAUGGUGAUGAUACUGAUUCGAACUCGAAAGACAAUUCAAUGACAGUUACUUCGAAAAUUUUGAAAUUUUACUUAGACGAAGAAGCAAAAGCAAUACCAGCGUCAUCUAGUUUACUGUGCCAUCAAUUAUCACCAUUGAUUCGAAUGUCAUCAUUUGCACUACAUACGGAACAACACUUUAAAACAGAUUCAACUAUGUACAAUUUGUCUAUUAAUGAUCAACUAACAAAAUGGCGUCCAAAUACAUUGAAAUAUCAUAUUGAAAAUUUAUUACAGUAA
Adineta ricciae is the source of this 714-nucleotide messenger RNA. NCBI's taxonomy places the organism in Eukaryota, Metazoa, Rotifera, Eurotatoria, Adinetida, Adinetidae. The record is from the annotation of a GenBank genome assembly.